Cottoperca gobio is the source of this 5511-nucleotide messenger RNA. RefSeq names its product solute carrier family 12 member 7-like. Gene Ontology annotation, molecular function: potassium:chloride symporter activity. Gene Ontology annotation, cellular component: plasma membrane. NCBI's taxonomy places the organism in Eukaryota, Metazoa, Chordata, Actinopteri, Perciformes, Bovichtidae. Gene Ontology annotation, biological process: potassium ion import across plasma membrane; chemical synaptic transmission; chloride ion homeostasis. The record is from RefSeq and is a predicted model, not a curated record.
CACCGCCCAUUUUGUUUACCUGAAGGAAACCAGAGACGGAAACUACCAGGAAAGGAAGAAGAGGAAAGAAAAAACACAGCCUGAAGAACAGAAAAGUUUGUUUUUGGAUUGUCCUCGUUAAAUAGGAGCGAGUUGUUUUGUUUUAAGUCAAAUUGGAUUUUAUAGAUACUUUGGAGUCUUUUAUAGAUACUUUUACAGUUUGUUUCCCUACCAUUUUAGCAUUACAAAGGUGUAAGUGAGGGAAGUGGGACGUUCAAAGUAAUGGGAGGAGCUGCAGGGUUCUCCAUGUAUGGACUCCAACUCUGUUUGUAUGGUAAAUAGAGGGUCACAUGGGGCAAUAGUCUUGGAGCAGUGGGGGAGAAAGGGAGGGAAAGGAACAAGGAGAGUGUGAAGUGAUACUCUGCGGGACUUUGGCCUGCCUAAUGUGCAGGAGGCAGCAAUUUCACCCUGAGUUUAGAGGACACUGGAUCCCACUACACAGAGGAAUGAAAGAAAAUAUUUAGAGUGAGUGCCAUGUUGAAGUCAAACUAAAACUUUGACUGCCUCAACAGGAACUUAAUUUGACUUCCUUUGGAUAUAUUUUCUCCACCCUGUGGGGGUGAAGGUUCAACAGCUAGUGUCAUUCUGGUAGUCGUCACUGAACAGUUUCUUCAAUACAAUUGAAGAGCAAAGAUGCCUACCAACUUCACUGUAGUACCAGUGGAGGAUGCAGAGGGUGGCAGCAGCAGUGCAGCUGCAGCUGGAAGCAGCAAACCUGUCAGUUUGGGCAAAAUCUUUGGGGAGAAAGAUGAUGAGGACAACUUACAAGGAUCUCACUCAGGAGAUAACAGUCAGAGAGAGUCUACUCCAUUCAUCAACUCAGACGACGACAGAGAACAAUAUUAUGAAGGCAAGAACAUGGCCCUGUUUGAGGAGGAAAUAGACAGUAACCCUAUGGUAUCGUCUCUUCUCAACAGGCUGGCCAACUACACCAACCUGACCCAGGGUGUUCGUGAGCAUGAGGAGGCCGAGAACGAGGAAGGGGUCAGGAGGGUCAUGGUCACGGUCCCCCAAAUGGGAACCUUCAUUGGAGUUUACUUGCCCUGCAUGCAGAACAUCCUGGGCGUGAUUCUCUUUCUGCGUCUCACCUGGAUCGUCGGCACAGCAGGAAUCCUGGGAUCCUUCGCCAUCGUCUCCAUGUGCUGCAUCUGUACCUUGCUCACAGCCAUAUCAAUGAGCGCCAUAGCAACCAAUGGAGUUGUCCCAGCCGGUGGCUCGUACUACAUGAUCUCCAGAUCGUUGGGUCCAGAGUUUGGAGGAGCAGUGGGUCUCUGUUUCUAUCUCGGAACCACCUUCGCUGGAUCAAUGUACAUUCUGGGCACCAUAGAGAUUCUGCUGACGUACAUUGUUCCUACAGCAACAGUGUUUAAAGAAAGCGAAAGUGCAGCAAUGUCCAACAAUAUGCGUGUCUACGGCACAUGCUGCCUGCUCCUGAUGGCUCUGGUAGUGUUUGUCGGGGUGAAGUAUGUGAACAAACUGGCUCUAGUGUUUCUGGCCUGUGUGGUUCUCUCGAUUAUGGCCACUUACGCAGGAGUCAUCAAGUCCAUCAUCGAACCGCCAGAGUUUAACGUCUGUCUGCUGGGAAACCGAUCUCUGAGGAAUGAUUUGUUUGAAACAUGUGCCAAGACAGAGGUUGUGAAAAACAUCACUGUGAUCACCGAGCUAUGGAGCCUCUUCUGUGGCAGUGAAUAUGCCAACGCAACCUGUGAUGAAUACUUCACCUCAAACAACCUGACAGAGAUACGGGCCAUACCUGGGCUCCUGAGCGGAGUUAUCAAAGACAACCUGUGGGGGGACUAUGGUCCAGCUGCUACGCACAUAGAGAAGAAAAGCCAGCCUUCGGUGCAAGAAACCCAGGACACGCCAGAUCACAUGGAUAAGCCUUACGUCUUCAAUGACAUCACCACCUACUUCACUCUGCUGGUGGGAAUAUACUUCCCCUCUGUCACAGGUAUAAUGGCUGGUUCUAACAGGUCUGGGGAUCUCAGAGAUGCCCAGAGGUCCAUCCCAAUAGGAACCAUAAUGGCUAUUCUCACCACCUCUUUCAUCUACAUCUCCUGCGUGGUCUUGUUCGGAGCCUGUAUUGAAGGCGUCGUGCUGAGAGACAAGUUUGGUUACUCAGUAAAGAAGAACCCAGUUAUUGGUAUUCUGGCCUGGCCGUCACCCUGGGUGAUUGUGAUUGGCUCGUUUUUCUCCUGCUGUGGGGCGGGGCUUCAGAGCCUCACUGGCGCCCCCCGCCUGUUGCAGGCCAUCGCUCGGGAUGGCAUCAUCCCGUUCUUACAGGUCUUUGGUCACGGGAAGGCUAAUGGUGAGCCCACCUGGGCUCUGUUGCUGACAGUUGGGAUCUGUGAGAUAGGAAUCCUCAUCGCUUCUCUGGAUGCCGUGGCCCCCAUCCUCUCCAUGUUUUUCCUCAUGUGCUAUCUGUUUGUUAACCUGGCCUGUGCUGUUCAGACUUUGCUCCGUACCCCCAACUGGAGACCUCGCUUCAAGUUCUAUCACUGGACCCUGUCCUUCUUAGGGAUGAGUCUGUGUCUCUCCCUCAUGUUCAUCUCCUCCUGGUACUACGCCCUGGUUGCCAUGGUGAUAGCCGGCUGUAUCUAUAAGUACAUUGAGUACAGAGGGGCAGUGAAGGAAUGGGGAGACGGGAUCAGAGGUCUGUCCUUAAAUGCAGCCCGCUAUGCUCUCAUCCGGCUGGAGGAAGUACCAUUACACACCAAAAACUGGAGGCCUCAGCUGUUGGUUUUGUGUAAGUUAGACUCUGACUUGGCGGUGAAACACCCGCGUCUCAUGUCCUUCACUACGCAGCUCAAAGCAGGGAAAGGACUGACCAUCGUCUGCUCGGUCCUGGAGGGAACCUUUAUGACCCGCGAGAAUGAUGCCAAGACUGGAGAGCAGAACCUGAAAGCAGCGAUGGCUGCAGAGAAGAUGAAGGGUUUCUCCCAUGUGGUGGUGUCGUCCAACCUGCGAGACGGUUUCUCCCUGCUCAUCCAGUCAGCAGGACUGGGAGGAAUGAAACACAACGCUGUCCUGAUGGCAUGGCCAGCAGGCUGGGGACAAGCCCGGGACUCCUCGGCAAGAAGGAACUUCAUAGAAACUGUGAGAGAGACGACGGCAGCUCAUCAGGCUCUGAUGGUUGCUAAGAACAUUGACCAUUUCCCUAGUAACCAGGAGCGUCUGAAGGAGGGAACCAUUGAUGUGUGGUGGAUCGUUCACGAUGGAGGACUGCUCAUGCUGCUGCCAUUUUUGCUGAGUCAACAUAAGGUAUGGAGGAAAUGUAAAAUGCGAAUCUUCACGGUGGCCCAGAUGGACGACAACUCCAUCCAGAUGAAGAAAGACCUCCAGAUGUUUCUCUACCAUCUACGCCUGGAUGCGGAGGUUGAGGUUGUGGAAAUGCAUGAAAGCGACAUCUCCGCCUUCACCUAUGAGAAGACGCUGGUGAUGGAGCAGAGGUCUCAAAUGCUUAAACAGAUGCAGCUGUCCCGCACUGAGAGGGAGAGAGAGAUUCAGAGCAUCACAGAUGUAUCGCGCGGCUCCAUAAAGAGGAAGAAGUCAUCAGGUGUUUCUUCCCUCAUCACCCUGUGCAUACCAGAGGAUGAGGCACAGUUGAUCCACGACCGGAACACAGCGUCUCACGCUACAAUGAAUGACAAAGCUGCAGGUGCCACACCAGAUCGUGUCCACAUGACCUGGACCAAAGACAAACUGGUUAACGAGAGGAACAGACAAAGAGAAGGAAUGGGAGUUAAGGACAUGUUUAAUAUGAAACCAGAGUGGGAGAACCUUAACCAGUCCAACGUACGAAGGAUGCACACGGCGGUGAAGCUGAACGGUGUGGUGCUAAAGAAAUCCCGUGAAUCACAACUGGUGUUGCUCAACAUGCCGGGCCCACCGAAGAACAAGAAGGGGGAUGAGAACUAUAUGGAGUUCCUGGAGGUCCUGAUGGAUGGCCUAGACCGUGUCCUGUUGGUUCGUGGAGGUGGUCGGGAGGUUAUUACCAUCUACUCCUAGCACCAAGAGGUUCCUAAUUGUUUGGAAGGGCACUGUAAGGAAGCAUUGUUGGACAGUAGGACCCCAAAGGGCAGGGGGUUGACAAUUGAACCUGGACAAAGAUGUCAGACAAAGGAAGUACAGUCAACUCCCUUUCACGGUGUCAGGAGAAAAUAAAGGAGGGCCAUGGUUGCUGGGAAGGACAGGGGAGUCUGCCUGCAGCACAGCUUGAGCUCAGUGCAUCGUCUGGGGCCACAGAAGGCUCUCUGCUCCUGGGGCUCCUUACCUCCAUCACAUCUAUACACUGUAAAAUGUGUGGCUGCACUUCAGAGAUAUUCUAUCCUCAGAAAAACCUUUUUUAAAGAGCUGUCAUUUUAAUGUAAUAUGUUAUAUUGCUUCACCAGGCAGUUGUAGGAGGAAAGAACACUCACUACAGCUUGUUAUUAGCAUCAUUUAAUUAGCAUAACACUGACUGUGGUAGCUGGCAACUGGCUCAUUGGUUUCAACAAAAGAUGCUAACAAAGCUAACAUAGGGAUUUUAUUUAUUUCAGUGCCGUCAAUGAAACUUUUCAUUGACAUAUAACGCACACCUUCAGAAUCAGGGAAUGAGUUGAACGUGUUUUUAAGCCAUUUUUACAGAAUCUAAAUUUUGCCUCAUAUCCCUGUAUCAGAAGUUAAAGCCAAAGUCCCAUUGAUACUAUCAGGACAGUAUAAGGUUAAAUGUGGCAGUAUUGAUUGUAAUCUAGAGAUCCUCUUGAACAUUGCUUAUGAACUGUUUUUGUUGUCACAGAUAACAUUAGUGUGAAAGGGAAGAGAUAGUGAAAAUGCAACAGAGUAAGUGCAACUUUUGUGAUUUUAGUACAUUUUAGUUGAGUUAAUGAUGUAUUUAAAGGACGUAUUAUGAUGUAUUGGAGCAACAUGUUAAGGUGCAUGUGUGAGUUCAUUGAAAGCUAGUGUGCAUUGAUGAGGAAAACUGAGCAACAUGGAGCCUACAUAGUAGUAUUUGUAUUUAAUAUUAUUAUGUUUAAGUACAAUGUGUCAAGUGUUAGUUCAACAAAAGACACACAAAUUAAACAAACCAAAAAAGAGUUUAGUCUGGAUCUGUGAUGGGCGAAUUCACAAAGAAUGGAUUGCGGCCGCUGAUGGCACCAUGAAUUGCACAUCACUGUCUGCCCCUGAAGGUCAGAUUCACUAAAGAUAUUGUCAUAAUUACAGUAUAUUUCAGCGCAAAACUUCCACUGAACUCCAUGAUGUGCAAGCACAAUGUGGACACUUUUAGUUAUUUUCUAGUUUAGUUAUUUUCUGUAUAUGUAAAAAUGACUUGUUUCUUAACUCUUUGAAUGUGUUGGAAUAUAAACUGUAAACAAGCUGAAGUUAGAGAGUUUCCUUUUUCCGUGAAGCUGGAAUUUAACCAUUAUCAAUAUCACCAGAUAAUAUGUCAGUCUGUACACGGCAUCAGCAAUAAAUCAAGAUUUACAUCUUAAA